This is a messenger RNA of Strongylus vulgaris, 300 nucleotides long. Lineage: Eukaryota; Metazoa; Nematoda; Chromadorea; Rhabditida; Strongylidae. The record is from the annotation of a GenBank genome assembly.
AUGAUUCAUUUGGCGCUUGCUUGCGAAAAAUUGAGAGCUCAACAGAGGACAACUCAAAGAACUUUCUCUAUUGACUACGACAAUAAUCAAUUCCUAAAAGAUGGGAAGCCAUUCCGUUACAUUUCGGGCUCCGUUCAUUAUUUCCGGACUCACCCAGAUCAGUGGGAAGCUCGUAUACGGUCUGUAAGAGCUGCUGGAUUAAACGCUAUUGAAACAUACGACUUUACCGGGAUACGUAACUUCACUCAUUUCUUUGAUCUUGCUGCGAAGUAUGACUUGGUCGUUAUCGUCCGCCCAGGC